AUGAGGGGGCCGCGCAGCCCCGUCGACCCCGCCGCCUCCCCCGGCCCCAGCAGCGCCUCCGCGGCCACCGCGGGGUGGGGCGCAGCCCCCCCUCCUCAGGGCGCAGCCACGUCCUGCCCCAGGCAGCCUUUCCCUUCCUCCUCCUCCUCCUUACCGAGUCUCCUUUUAAGGCUUUUCAGUGAUUCAAAAAAACUAAAGUCUUCAUCGUCGCCCCCUUCUCCUCCGCUGCGCCAAGGGGCGGCGGGCGGGACGCGCGCCCCGACACACCGGCAAAAGCGCUCCGAGCCCUGUCAAAUCCUUCCCAUGGCUGCGGCGGCGGCUGCUACUGCUGCUGCGGAGACGGCGCCCUCCUUCUCCUCCUCCUCCGGGUGCGCGUCCUGGGGCGGAGGGGAAGCGCCGGCGUCCCCGCUCCGGCCGCACGCUGCGGGCCGGGAGGCCCCGACGACGGCGGCGGUGGCUUCACUCCCGGCGGCGCGAUGCCCUCCCGGCUUCGCCCCCCCGGGCAAAGGGCAUCCUCGGGCGUUUGCUCAGAAGACCAACAAUUUCUAUGUGUGGUGCAUCAGGAGGAAGGAAGGUCCGGCCUCAUUCAUCAACUGGAAUCCAGCAUUUGCUGCCAUCAAUUUCUUGGCUUCUUCCUGAAGAACAGAAUUUCGUUUUGGAGGCGGUGAAAAUUGGAGUUCCAAUUUUCCAGUUGAAAUUUGUAACAAAAGAAUACUUUUGAAGAUGCUAUAAAAGGUUGCACUUUUGCAAUGAAGAGUGAUAGCCAUAGUUGUGUCUUCUCAAAAAAAGACAUUGGCAGUUAUUGGCUGUUUUUUUGGCUUUUUCAACAAAUGAAGAUUUUGUUCCUUGACCAAAUAAUAAGGAGAGUGGCUAGUGGAUGUGUAAUUAGCUUCCAGCUAUGGCUAGCUCAGCUCUACACAGCAGCAAUCCUGCAGUCACUAAUCUCACUGCUGUCUACUGCAGGAGGAGGAGGAAAUGAGCUGGGCCAUGGUCUCUAAACCUCAUCCUCCCUCUGGUCAGGGACUCUGGCAGACCCAGGGUGCAGAGCCGCAGGAUGUUGAAUUUAUUGCUCCCGUUUGCUUCAAGGCCUUUCCUAAGACUUAAUUCCCUCACCCUGCAGUAAAAGUGAUAAUAAUGAAAAGGUCUAUGAUUCACGGUAAAGCACUGUAUCUUGUUUAAGUUAAACAAGUACCUAAGUGCUCUGCUGAACUAAGGCCAAGGGUGGAUUACUGAGAGAGCUGGGCAGCCUUCCCAUCUCCAGCCAGUUCACCAAGUAGUCUCAGGAUAAUCAUGGAGUUGUUCUGGGGCUUAGUUUCCUGUGCAUGUUUAUCACAGGGUAUCUAUUCUGACUGUUAGAGAUAAGGAGAUAAUGUGGGAACAUGAAAAAACUCUUCAGAACAUCAUGAAAGCUGUAGAAAAAACAGGCUUCUGCAUUGGAUAUACAUUGCAUGUUACGUUCUCCUUGUGACUUUUUUUUUAGUUUCUGGAUUCUCAUCAGUACUUCUGAAAAAAACAUCAGGCAGCUUAUUAACAGAGAGCCUAUUUGCGCUUGAAUGGCAAGAGUGUAGUCUGAACCCCACCAAAACCAAUGGAAGGAGAUCCAGUGCUACAUGCAACCAGCAUUCCAGAGCACCUCAAGCUGUGUUUCCUUCAAGCAGCCUCAUCGUCCUGCCAGCACUGGCCUGCUGCAGGGUGAAUCCAGCAGAUUUUGUCCAGGCUGUUGCCUUCGUGCUGUACAGCAGCCUGAAAAAUUAACUCAGUCCCCUUUGCAAUGGCUUAUUAAAAGGAAACUAGAACAAAGUCUUUGGAAGUCUGUACCUAACCUGCACUGAGAGAGUUUCCUCUGAUCAGAUAUGGAGCUUUUAAGGCUGUUUUGCAUUUCUCUGAUUCCUACCUGGCAGAAAGUGGCUAGAGAAAGGGCAAGGGUGUCACUGUGGAGAGCUUUUUAUUGAUAUGAGAGAGGCCUGGUUACCACAUAAUAGUUUGCAAGAACAGACUAUUCUUUUAACACUUUUUCUACUUGGAAAUUCAUAUUACAUUUUGCGAAGUUAGAGCAAAAUAGCUUAGUGUAUUGAAUUGCAAGAGAGUUAUCCUGAGUACAUACAUUUACUGUAUCUUUUGAUACAGAGGAAAUUAGCAUAAAAAAAUCUUUACUAAGAAUAGAUUGUGGCAGAAUAUUAGUUUUGUAGCAUAACAAACACGGGAAAAUAUAAACAUGCUAAUCCAUCCUGUACAAGAUAAGAGCUGAGGUAAGGUACUGUCCUCAUUAACAGCUGCUAGCUGAUGUUGUAAACACAAUUGUGGGGAUUUUAAUAUCACAUUACAGCACUGUGUGUGAAACCAGAAAAAACAAGUGCUACUUUCUGUGGAUUUCUUUGACCUGCAGUUCUGAAAGAGAUUGAGCUCUUUUUUCUUUACAGUAAGCGGCCAUAUUUUGUUUAUCCAUAGAUAAAGCAGCACUGUAGCAUAGUUCUGUUUCUUGACCCCCUCAAAACCUUUCUGCAGGCAUUUCCUGAUUCCCGAGUUCUGCAGAUUUAGAACCAAAAAAGCCAGAAGAGCAGUGAGUAUCAACAAUAUUUCCUUUUUCUGUUACACGUUCAUGGGUCAGUCCCUCGGGAAUUAGCACAGACCGAAGUAAGUAUUUUUGCUCAGAGUCCCCUUUCUGCAAGGACAGAAUUCCCGAAUUCUAAUCUCACCCCCAAUUUUAACUCACUUUCUGUCCCUGUAAGACAUGAGGUAGCUGGGGCCAACAUGCAGACAAAGGAUUAUCACCCAAAGCGAAUGGGCUGUUUUCAACUCCCCCUGCAUAACUGUGGAUUUGAAGGCUUAAUUCCUUACCUCUUUUGUGGCAAGUGAAGGGAAAAAUCCAGUGGACCAAUAAAAGAAAUGGAAAUAGAGUCAAUGGGAAGUGGUUGUGGAAAUGAUGUUUGUGGGUAGGGGGCUGUAACUGAGAUGUAUCCCAUGUGAGUAGCUUUCAAGGCCACCAUCCCAUCCUUGCAGGGAAUGCACAAGAGAGCAAGUGAUAUGAGCCCAUUCUGGUGAUUUCCAACCAUGGAAAAGAUCUCCUGAGCUGUUUGCCAGCUGAUAUGGCAGACCAUCUUUACCUGACCCAAGGCUGCAGGUGAGGAACUGGAUAGUUAAAAAACGUCCCUCGUCAUCUCCUUUGGGGUGUGAUGUGUGGGAAAAUCUUGAUCCUGACAGACAGCAAGCCCAAGGUUUGCCAGUCCUUAGCUGGAAACAAAAUGUUUAGAGAAGACUUAAUUCAGAGGCAAAUACUAUGACAGAAAAAGCAAAUCCUAAACAUAAGCAUGAUCUUAAAGACAUAACUCAGUUGCAGAAAAAAACCAGAACACUACAAAUGCAGGCAGUGUUCACUAGAUGCAUUGUUCAGCUAGGAUGGAGGUUGGUCCUGAAGUUAAUGAAAAAGGAUGUGAUUCAUCCCUUACUGAAACUCAUCAAAAUUUCUCAUCAAAUGAUUAAAAACAUUAAUUUGUGCAUUAAAUAAAAGUGGACAAUCCAUCAACAA
Pipra filicauda (Wire-tailed manakin) is the source of this 3526-nucleotide messenger RNA. Its product is annotated as nascent polypeptide-associated complex subunit alpha, muscle-specific form-like. The record is from RefSeq and is a predicted model, not a curated record. The transcript has 2 exons. Bases 1 to 639 code for a protein of 212 amino acids. NCBI's taxonomy places the organism in Eukaryota, Metazoa, Chordata, Aves, Passeriformes, Pipridae.